UCUGCAUUCCAGUGUUUCGCCGAGCAUCGUUCUUUGCAGACGUCCUGUGCGCGAGCCGACGAGCCUGUGUCCCAUCCGCGACGAGGACGACGGCGCCGUCUGGCAUGGAGGCCGCGUUGAUGCUCGCCGGGAAGUGCGCGGACGCGUAGGUGUCAGCCCGACCUUGGCUUCACUGGAUGCUACACUGACAUAUAAGGAAUGAGUCAAGAUGCGACCGGAGUUCACGUUGUGCGCCAUCGCCGCGGUUUUGCUCUGCGUCCUGGGAUGCUGUGCCUCUGGUCAGAAGUCGGAGCCAGGAAUGGUGUUUACUCGACAUCCUCAGGCAUUUACCGCACCCUUGGGCGAUGAAGUUUACUUCGAAUGUAGCCUAAAUCUCGCCGCGGAGAAGUUCGCCUGGAGGCACCGACCCCUCGGCUCCAGCGAGUGGAUUCUACUGGACGCGGUGACGGUCAAUGGCGGCAAGACCUCCAAAUACGUCGUGUACUUUGACGACGAGACGAAGGCCGGCGACUACCGAUGCGUCGCUUUUUACGGCACGAGCGGCUUAGCCUCGGAUCCAGCCCGACUCACGCAGGCUCGAAUAGACAAGUUCUCCGACAAGGGGAACGUCUACCUCCGGGUGCCGCUCGGCAACAAUGUCCCAAUAACUUGCCCAGUGCCUUACUCUGUGCCCGAAGCCGUCGUCCAGUUCUUCAAGGACGGUAGUUCGAUACAGAACGCAAGCCCAACCGGCAGUAAAGUCAUGAUUAUCGAGAGGGUGAAGCCAUCGGACUCUGGCAGCUACAACUGUCAGGCCAACAAUUACAUAACCUCCGAAACCUAUACCAGCAAUCACAAAACCCUACUGGCCGUCGAUAAAAAUACGACCGAUCAGGCGCCAUACUUUAUAAAGCAGCCCCAGAACGAGUACAAAGUGCAGCGCGGCAAGAAUGUCACGUUGGAAUGCUUCGCCGUUGGCUACCCCAUGCCUCAGGUGACCUGGACGAAGCUGGGCAGCUCACUACCGAGCCGAUCGAGCUACUCGCCGACGGGUCUCAGGCUGACGAACGUCCAGCCCUCCGACCGGGGCGAGUACGACUGCCUGUGGACGAACCGCGCGGGUCGCGUCAAGUCCGUGAUUAUCCUGACGGUGGUGGAGCCACCCUCGGUGCUCCGUGCCCCCAAGCUCUCGACGUUCCCGGAGGGCGGGGAGCUCGAGCUCUCGUGCAACGCGACGGGCUAUCCGGCUCCGGAUCUCGAGUGGCUCAUCAACGGCGAGACUCUCGCGCCCGGAAAGAACCUCGAGAUCAGGGGCUCGAGUCUCGUCAUAACGCUCGUGGAGAAGAAGCACGCGGGCAUCGUGCAGUGCGUCGCCAGCAACGAGUACGGCUCCCACUCGGGAUACAAUUACCUCAGGGUCAGCCCCAAGCAGCACGUGGGCGGCGGCACCAAGUCCAGGGGCGACUUUGGGCUGUCGAGCAACGGGCACAAGCAUACGAGGGUUGGCGGCAGACGAAGGGGCAAGAACGGCAAGCGCAAGGACACGGAUGUCAUGGUACCGCCCAACCAGCCAAAUGUCACGAGAUUAUCGGACAUGUCGGUGAUGGUGAGAUGGUCGGUGCCGGAAAAUCACGGGCUGCCAAUUUCAUUCUUUAAGGUGCAAUAUCGCGAGCUCGGACAGAAACCCAACAGUAAACAGGCCAAGUGGAUGACCGCCAACACAGAGAUCCCAAGUCACAUAAGAUCGUUCGAAGUAACCGAACUACAGCCCGAUCAUACGUAUAGAUUUCGAAUUGCAGCCGUAUAUUCCAAUAAUGACAAUGCCGUGAGUCCGAUAUCGGUUCGCUUCCACUUGUCGCGCAAGGAUGGCUUCGACAGCAACACGAUGCCAAUACCUCUGCUAACGCACACGGAGGCCUUGAGCCCGAACGAGGUCCUGCUCAUCUGGCAGAAUACAAACCGCUCGGCGGACAUCGACGGCUUCUACGUCUAUCAUCGCGCCUCGACCUCCGCUGGCGAUUACAUCAAGACGACCGUCGAGGGCAAGAUCUCGAGCAACAUCACCAUAUCUCACUUACAGUCCGACACCGCCUACGAAUUCAAGGUUCAAAGCUUCUCCGUCGGCGCGGCAUCCGAGUUCUCGCAGAUACUGCGUCAAAAAACGCGAAAGGUCGUGACGGAGGCGCCGGUGCCCCAGGUCCUCGCCGAGAACAAGGUCAAGUCGCCCGUGGAAAGCGUGAGGAGCUCCAACAUGUACGCGAUUAUCGGUGGUGUAUUGGGUGGAGCCAUACUUUUGGCAGGACUCGCCGCCGUCGGCGUCGCCUACAAGAGGAGCAAGCACAAGCAGAGCCGGGAGUCCUCACAGGAUGAGGGUAAACCAAUAACAAAUGGCAGGGUAAUGAAUGGUGGAAUAACAGAUUCUAAGAUAAACAUAACAUCUAAUCCACUGGCAGGUCUUGAAUCUACCGAGGACUCGAUGCAGCCUAAGAGCGGACAACAGUCGCCAAUGGAAAUGGCCUCGUUUCUUAACGGGCAGAACAACAACGGCAGCAACAACAGCCACCAGAGCCAGCAGCAGAACCACGUGGCCGGGACUCCUGUGCCCCAGCUACACCAGGACGCGAACCCGACCGGCGGAGCUGCCGUUAACCCGCCAAUGAGCGAACCUCCUCCCCUGCUGCAGACUGCACUACCGAACGAGCAGCCCCUUUGAAUGUCCCGGGUCGUGUCCUUCUCGACCUCCAUCCAAUCAACCCCGCACCCCAA
Messenger RNA from Ceratosolen solmsi marchali, 2745 nucleotides. Its product is annotated as interference hedgehog. The record is from RefSeq and is a predicted model, not a curated record. Gene Ontology annotation, molecular function: protein binding. Gene Ontology annotation, biological process: nervous system development; cell-cell adhesion. Bases 209 to 2692 code for a protein of 827 amino acids. Lineage: Eukaryota; Metazoa; Arthropoda; Insecta; Hymenoptera; Agaonidae. The transcript has 9 exons.